UUGAGAUUUAAAUUUUAUCAAAUCGCAUGUGGAGUGGGACAAUGUUCUGUUUAUCUAGAAAUCUUCACUAUGACGAAAGUAUGGACAUGAAAGACUCCUCAGGAACCGGAUUAGAGGAUCCUCUGAGAGUUUGUUAUAAUUAGCUGUUUAAAACGUUGACGCUGCGUGAACCCACUUGCUGAAUUCAAUACAAAUGGUUACGAUGGAGAACUUACAGGGAACGAACCAGUUUCGGAAUAGACUAUUAAUGUGGUCCUAGCUAAAAAUAAAGACAAACGGACUCUGUGUUUAGGGCGUUGUCCCUGCUUCGAAUGGCAUCGCCAUGUUGCUGAGGAGGUGCAGAAGGAACACGUUUCGCUAUUCCGUUCCAGUAGCCUUUUUGUUCCUCUUCGCAUUCUUUCUGUUCAAAACCUCAGACACUGAGCUGAGACAUUCAGUCCCCGAGUCAUCUGUAAGGGAUGGCAGACGUUUAUUUGGUGAUCUUCAUACCGAGGCUGUCGUGGAUGUUUGGAAACUUCCAGCAAAAGAUGAACGUCUGGUCUCAAAGAUCAAGCAACUAAUAGAAAAACCAGAGAAGGGUGAUUAUAACCUUACGCACCCAGAUGUAACUGAUUUUUCCAGAGGACAGAGCAUCCAGAUAAAUCAACUUCUAGAUGGUAAGAAGGGGGGAUUUUACAUUGAGAUAGGCGCUUCUGAUGGAGAGGAUGGUUCUGUGUCCCUUUUCUUUGAGAGAUCGAGGGAUUGGGACGGUCUUCUCAUCGAACCUCAUCCAGGGCGUUACAGACAACUACGUCAGAAACACAGAAAAGCCUUAACAUUAAGGACAUGCGUCAGGAGUAAUUCAAGUAAACCUGAAAAAGAAUUCGAAGACGCAAUUGAAGGACACAUAAAGGUUCCAUGUUUGUGGUUGGAAUCCAUACUGAAUGCACUGGGUAAAAAUACAGUUGAUCUGCUCAGUGUAGAUGCCAGAGACCAAGAAAUGGAAAUUCUUAAAGCUAUACCUUUAUCUAAAUAUUCCAUUAAUGUGAUCACCGUGGAAUUUGUAGAAGGAUCAGGAAGUGACAUGUCUGUGAUGAAAUAUUUACUGGACCAUGGUUACCAUGCCAACCACCAAUUUGUCAAUCAUCCCCUACACAGAAAUGACAUGGUAUUUACCAGGAAAAAAUCAAGCUAGAAAGACAGAAUCACAGUAUAGAAAUCAUUUAGAUGAAUGAACACUAUCUGCAAUUCUCUGAAUAAAAGGAAAGUUUGAAUGGAUUGCACACAUGAAUGUCUCAUAUCAAGUUUGCUGCUUCAUCUAGCUAUGAGUUUUAUCAUAAGCUUAAUUUUGUGUAUGACCAUUUUAUCAAUUUUAAACUGCGAUAAAAAUGUAUGUUAACUAAAUAUAUUUCACAUCAUUUAACUUUUGUCUAUAUUAUGUGUGUAGAACAUG
This is a messenger RNA of Saccostrea cuccullata (small rock oyster), 1432 nucleotides long. RefSeq lists its product as uncharacterized. The record is from RefSeq and is a predicted model, not a curated record. Bases 323 to 1174 code for a protein of 283 amino acids. Lineage: Eukaryota; Metazoa; Mollusca; Bivalvia; Ostreida; Ostreidae. The transcript has 4 exons.